Molecule: messenger RNA, 459 nt
Organism: Ilex paraguariensis (yerba mate)
Lineage: Eukaryota; Viridiplantae; Streptophyta; Magnoliopsida; Aquifoliales; Aquifoliaceae
Source: the annotation of a GenBank genome assembly
AUGCACAAGGGAGACUCAAGCGAAAAGGCAGUCGAGAUUACCAGCUCUUUGGCAAUAGAGGCUAACCCACAGGUAAACCCAUAUCCUUACACUACUUCUAUUCUCAUUUUUGAAUCCUCUAUUAGGAGAAAGGAAGGUGUGACCCAUGCUUUGCCAAAUGAGGUGAGGCAAGAAUCUUUGGUCACCAUAGUACCACUUGAACAAUUACCCCGAGUAAUCCAGACCUCCCCUACUCUUAAGGCUCCUGUUAACAUUGCGACUUGUAAUAAGUUUGCUAGCCUUGUGGUGGAUCUUUCUGAGAAGCAAGUGAACGACAUGGAGAAAUUAGUUUCCCCGAUGAAAAGCCUCCUAAGCAGCAAAGUGAAGAACAUUUAUGGAAUUUCAAUUGGUACAACUAGAAAGAAGAAACAAAAGCAAAAAUCUCCUAACCAAGAGAAAGUUGGGGUUCCUAAAGCCUAG